This is a messenger RNA of Paramecium octaurelia, 1023 nucleotides long. Lineage: Eukaryota; Ciliophora; Oligohymenophorea; Peniculida; Parameciidae. The record is from the annotation of a GenBank genome assembly.
AUGAGAUGGAGUAUUAGCAAUGAUGCCAAGACAUAUGAGGAGAAGUAUCAUAAAGAAAUGAGUAGAUUAGUACUGAUGCUAUGAAAGCGUUGUUUACUAUUGUUAUGAAAUAAUUUAAUUAAUCGAAGAAUUAUAUUUAUAUUAUGGGAAACAGUAUAAUUCUUAAAAUAUUCAGAUAUAUGUGGAUUGGAUGAAGAAAAGAAACAUGUUUUAUAGCCAGAAUCCAAAAUUAUCACAACCAGAACCAUCAAAUAAACUACAAUCUCAAUUAUCCAGGCGGACAUAGCUGAAGAUUUGUCAGAUGUUGUUGGUACAAAUAGCAAUUCAUUUUAGUGAAUGCAUCUCAUGAACCAGCAUGGUCUUAUAUAGCAAAGAGGUAUUAGUUUGGCUAUUCGAAUUUAUAGGGACAAGAACAACAAUGCUAAUGAACUCACACAACAAAGUAAAUUUAAAUCUGAUAAGCGAUAGUGAAAAUAGGGGAAUUGAUUAAAACUAAAAGUGAGAAUGUUAAUUCGCUGGAAAUCUAUCAUGUGCGUUUACCCUAUUACUAAGUAAGAUCAAAUAUCAAUCUCUCAAGGACACUAGAGAUCUAUAAUAAAUAUUUUAGAGCUACUUAGCAUGUCUGAGACAAAAGGGAUCCCAUUCCAUCUCAUUUACUGAGUAGAAUUCCCCUAACUUUUCAAUUCCAAAGCAAUUUCACGCGGAAGUGCUUAUAAGAGCUAUUUUAUAGUAAUACAAUCUUCAAUUUCCCUUAGAUCGAUAACAGAUGAAGAAAUAGCUUUUGAAUAGAUAAAAUUUGUUAGUUUAGAUUAGAUUACUCUGAAGUACUUCGCAUAUGAACUAAUGAAAUUACUAGAUGAGUUCAGAAUACCAGACUUGUAUAAAUUUCGAUAAUAGUAAUUUCUAAAUUACCUAUGUAUUCAUCUGCAAUAAUUAGAAAAUACCGAAGAGUUAAAACAAGAAGUAUACUUAUUAAGUACUGGAAUCACUACAGAAAUAGAAUAGCCUGAUGGAUAAUAAUGA